AUGGCUUGUAUAAGAAACAUAAGUUCAAUAUUAAAAAUAUCUGAAAACGAAAAAGAACAAACAAAUAAAAACAGUUCUGAAGAAAUUCAACAUAAAAAAACUAAAAAUAACAAAAUAAUUUUAAAUGUAGAUUUUAACGACUCCCGGACUUAUCUAGAAGAACUUAAGAAAGCUGAUUUAAUGUAUAUAAAGAAAAAAGCAAACGCUAAAUUUGAUUACACCACUAAAAUAAAUUUAAAUCCUGUUAGUCAAAUUCUUAAGACGGAUUUGGAUAUAAUGAAGGAUAGACAAAGAGUUGCUCAAUUAAAAGACUUCAACAACGAAAUACAAGAAAGAGAAAAAGAAAAUAACUUUGUUAUCAGUACAAUUUUACAACAGUACAGGGAAUUAUAUUUGAAAAAUAAUGGAAAAUUACCAAUGGUAUUUCCCACGGCAGAAGAACAGUUGGCAUACAUUUUAAAUUUCUAUAAAAGAUUAGUAAAACGAAUGGAAAUUUACGAAAACAUAGUAUCAGGCAAAAAGACAGUAAAAGAUUAUAUUGCAGAAACAAAAAAAUAA
This is a messenger RNA of Rhopalosiphum padi (bird cherry-oat aphid), 558 nucleotides long. RefSeq lists its product as uncharacterized. The transcript has 4 exons. The coding region runs from base 1 to 558 and encodes 185 amino acids. NCBI's taxonomy places the organism in Eukaryota, Metazoa, Arthropoda, Insecta, Hemiptera, Aphididae. The record is from RefSeq and is a predicted model, not a curated record.